Molecule: messenger RNA, 506 nt
Organism: Salvelinus namaycush (lake trout)
Lineage: Eukaryota; Metazoa; Chordata; Actinopteri; Salmoniformes; Salmonidae
Exons: 3
Coding region: 132-506 (124 amino acids)
Molecular function (GO): hydrolase activity, hydrolyzing N-glycosyl compounds
Source: RefSeq, a predicted model, not a curated record
CAGAAAAGGCGGCACGUGUAUACAUACAACCAGUUAGCAGGAAGCAGUUGUUAUUCCACUAAAGUCUGAUCUGCACAACACGAAGCAGUGGUCGUUUAAUUAAAAUAUUGCUGAUCUGCCCCACUGCCACCAUGGCCCAAAAGCUGGUGAUAAUAGACACAGAUGCAGGUAUAGAUGACGCCCAGGCGAUAAUGAUGGCCCUGGCCGCUCCAAGCCUGCAGAUCCUGGGGAUAACUUGCUGCUUUGGGAAUACUGAUGUGGACAACGUCUGUCAGAAUGUGCUGCUGGUGCUGUCUGUCUGUGAACGCACACAGAUCCCAGUGUUCCAGGGUGCUGCUGGUCCCCUGGUGGGGGCCACCAAGGCUUUCAGCGACCACUUUGGGACAGACGGGCUGGGAGACGUGCUGGAGGAUAGAGACCCACAGUGGAAGGAGAAGCUCCAGACAGAACAUGCUGUUAAUGCCAUGAUCAGACUGGUGGCUGACAACCCUAAACAGGUACUGUAG